Molecule: messenger RNA, 3321 nt
Organism: Ostrea edulis (European flat oyster)
Lineage: Eukaryota; Metazoa; Mollusca; Bivalvia; Ostreida; Ostreidae
Product: receptor-type tyrosine-protein phosphatase alpha-like
Exons: 22
Coding region: 530-2524 (664 amino acids)
Biological process (GO): protein dephosphorylation
Molecular function (GO): protein tyrosine phosphatase activity
Source: RefSeq, a predicted model, not a curated record
GUUUUAUGGGAAAAACUGUAGAGAGAUCUGUGGGAAAUGUCGUACCAGAACACAUUGUGAUGACGUCACGGGCACCUGUCCAGCAGGAUGUCAGGAUCACUGGUCUGGGCCUAAGUGUGACGUGUGCCAGGACGGUUUUUACGGGUCUGGCUGUACAUUAUCGUGUGGACAUUGUAGAAACGGAUCACAUUGUGACAAGACAACCGGUAUUUGUACAGAGGGGUGUCAGGGGAAUUGGAGUGGAACCAAAUGUGACGUAUGCGGAAAAGGUUUUUAUGGGAAAGACUGCAACAGAGCGUGUGGGAAGUGUGAACAAGACUACUGUGAUAAGGACACUGGUGUUUGUCCAAACGGAUGUCAGAGACGAUGGGACGGCUCUUGUUGUAAUGAGUGUGUGGCGGGCUUUUUCGGAGUCAGUUGCGAGAACCCAUGUGGACAUUGUGUACAAACCACGUGUACACAGGAGAGUGGACACUGUUUACGAGGAUGUCAAGAGAAUUGGGAGGGUGCCAGAUGUGAUGCUCGCUUGAUGACGUCAGAACCAAACACAGGUGCCAUUGGUGGGGGCCUUUUUGCUACAUUGUUUGCCCUCGUUGGAAUAAUCAUGUUAAUUGUGCUCUUGAGGUACCGGAACGUAAGAAAGAGACAAAGAAGUACAAGAAGUGAACUCAACGCUGGUGUCACUUCUGAGCUGAACUCUAACCAUAUUCAAGAGGGCAGACGCAGAGAUACCAGUGGAAACUCGCCUGGCGCCCCAUCCAACGUGCAGAUACCCAAUGUGGAUGUCUCGUUGGAGUGUGGCUAUUACAACUUAGCUUACAGAGGGACGGACAUUGUCAUCGAUGAACUCCAGCGUUGUAUAGCUACAAAAACCACGGGACAAAACAACAUCUUCCUUGCGGAGUACAAGAAAUUACCGCCGAAGGACGUCAGAGCUUGUUGUGAAGCACAGAAGACGGAAAACCUUGAUAAGAACCGUUUCAAAUCCACACUUCCUUAUGAUCAUUCGAGGGUUGUCCUAAAACAAAGGUGGAGCGCUUCCGACAACGAUUAUAUCAAUGCAAAUUACAUAAAGGACACAAAUGGAGAAAAACGUUAUAUUGCAACACAAGGUCCAAGAGAAAAUACAGUUGAAGAUUUCUGGCGACUGAUAUGGCAAGAACGUGUAAAGGACAUUGUUAUGUUAACUAAUCUGGUGGAAACUGGAAAGAAAAAGUGUGCGAAGUAUUGGCCGGAUAAAGACAAACACCUGAGUAUGGGUCGCUGUAGAGUAUACCUGUCUGAUGAAACGAUCUAUGCAUUCCAUGUGGUUCGAAAAUUAACUGUUGAAAGAGUAGAUUUAACACAGAGGAGAACAAUCACACAGUUCCACUAUACGGCCUGGCCAGACCACGAUAUUCCUGAAGAGCUGGGAUUGAUUCAGUUCCACAGAUAUGUUAGCACUCGAUACCGACCGGGUCCCCCUCUACUGGUACAUUGCAGUGCCGGUGUUGGGAGAUCUGGGACGUACAUCGGUCUGGAUUCUCUCUUAAUUCAAGGAAAAGAAAAGGGGAGGAUCAAUGUUUUUGAGUUUGUAAAACAAAUGAGACAGGACCGAAUGAUCAUGGUCCAGACACCGGAACAAUACGUGUUCUUACAUAGAGCACUUCACUAUGGAUUUCAAGCAAAGAACACCGUGAUAUCCGAACACGAUCUUCCGGCAAAAGCGAAGUCAUUAUUGGAUGAGUCCUCACCUUUGAAUCUACAAUCGUUGUAUAACGAAUAUCAGUUUCUAGAAACAUUGAUACCAGUUUACAAGAGUGAAGAAAAAGAUCUCCCCAGAACCUUAGAAAAUAGAGCCAAAAAUGUCGACAUGGAGAUAUUACCAGUGUCUAAAUUCCGACCGUAUCUGACCACCUACGUCAAAGGAAGAAACGAAUACAUCAAUGCAGUUAUUGUUCCAUCUUUCACAAAUCCCACUGCGUUCAUUAUUACCCAGAAGCCCCUUCCUGACACGGAGGUGGAUCUGUGGAGAUUGUGUGUGGAUCAUGAAGUGAACGUCCUGGUUGUUUUAGAGGGGAAGAUCCAGGAAAACAAAUGGCUACCAACGAAAGGACUGUCACGAAAAUGUCCACCAUUCAUCAUAACUGCGGGAAACAAAGAAACUCACACUGGUGGUAUUAUAUUGGAUAGUCUUCAAGUUACACAGGACGGAGAUAAGAAGAACUUAAAAGUCUUCCAAGUACCGUCCAGAAAUGAAGACGCCUUGCUGAAAGCCACGGAACUAUUGUUAGACAGAGAGAAAACCAGCAUACUGACGACUAUUGUAAUGAGCAAGAAUGGUGCCGGACCAGCAGGAUUAUUCUGUGUUUUACAUAACGCUCUACAACAGCUUCGUAUGGACGGAGAGGUGGACAUAUUUACAGCGGUCAAACAAAUACAGACCAGAAGACCGGAAAUCAUCACAAAACUGGAGGAGUACCAGCAGUGUUAUAAACUGGUUGCCCGCCCUGCUUCCUCUGGGGGAAUAUAUGCUAAUCUUUAAAACAAAAUUACUACACAGCAAUCCUCUAAUUCGUAUGCAUUGUGUCAUUAUUUGUUUAAUUUACAUUCCACUGUGUUUAAUUCAUUAAUCAGUGCAUUAAGUUUUGUGUUUUAUCUUAUGAUAAUAUUCGAAGAGAGUUUUCUUGUUCUUACUCUUGCUAGCCAAAAUGGGAACUUCAAAACCGAAGCGAGAUUCGUCGAGGCUAGAUAUUUGGACUGACGUCUCUUCCGAAUCUCAGACCAGUGUCACACAAAGUGAUUCGGGAAAUCUUGCCUGAAUUGUGGCCGUUUGUUGCGAUUAAAAUGGGUUAAACUGCAUUUCUUGUCCGCUUUAACUUUUGGCCUUAAACAUCCUAUUAAUUCCCUAUCACUAUAAAAUGCAUUUCUUACCUUUACACAAUGUAAACCCCACAGUAAAUAAAGUUGCCUAUUUUUGAAGCCGUUGCAAAUGACGACCAUUUCAUUUUUACCUUCUCAAAACUGAAGAGUUCUGAUAAUAUAUGACGCCUUCAAAUCAAUUGGUUAAUUUGUUUUAGAAAGUUUUUUUGUAUUGCUUUUAAUGUUCAUGCAUAGAUUCUUUAUGCAAGGUGAAGAUAACGAACAGUGAUCAAUCUCAUAUAUAAAGUAAUUGUCAUUCAGUAAGUUUUGUAUCUCUAGUUGUAAUUCAAAGUAUCAUGAAAUAUACUAUGGAGACUCUUCCGUGUACUUAUUAUCAAGAUUGUGAUAUAUAUUUAUAGGAAUUACUUGUGCAUGCGUGAGUAUUGCUUUUGAAUGCUAUGAGAAAAAUAAAAACUUGAA